Molecule: messenger RNA, 1704 nt
Organism: Penicillium lagena
Lineage: Eukaryota; Fungi; Ascomycota; Eurotiomycetes; Eurotiales; Aspergillaceae
Product: NEDD8-activating enzyme E1 regulatory subunit
Exons: 2
Coding region: 1-1704 (567 amino acids)
Biological process (GO): protein neddylation
Cellular component (GO): cytoplasm
Molecular function (GO): NEDD8 activating enzyme activity
Source: RefSeq, a predicted model, not a curated record
AUGGCCGACGCAUUCCCCGCGGUCCUCACAGGCCCCUCCUCCAAAGAGCGCCGCUACGACCGCCAGCUCCGUCUCUGGGCCGCGACGGGCCAGCAAGCUCUAGAAGACUCGCGCGUACUGCUGGUCAACUCAGACGGCACGUUCGGCCCUCAAUCCGCCGGCGUGGCAGGUGUCGCGGGAGUCGAAACACUCAAGAAUCUCGUCUUACCCGGCAUCGGUGGGUUUACCAUCGUCGAUCCGGCGACUGUGACAGAGGCGGACCUGGGCGUGAACUUCUUUUUGGAGGAAGAGUCGCUAGGCAAGUCCCGCGCCGAAGAAACGUGUCGGUUGCUGCGGGAGUUGAACCCGGAUGUGCAAGGGUAUGCCUACUCCAAGCCCAUCACGCACCUCCUCCAAGAUCCCAACUUCCUCGCCCAGCAUAAGCUAGUGAUCGUCUCCGGACCGACGAAACGCUCCACCCUGCAAUCUGUCUGCCAGGAAGCAAAGAACCUCGGUAUUCCCGUGCUGUACACACACUCCGUGGGCUUCUACUCGGCAUUUUCUGUGCAACUACCCGCUGAAUUCCCCAUUGUCGAGACGCACCCAGACCCGGAAUCAACACAGGACCUGCGUCUGCUCAACCCAUGGGCUGAGCUCAUCGCCGCAGGAACGGCGCUGGGCGAUCUAAGCGGCAUGGACGACCACCAGCACGGCCAUGUACCGUACAUUCUGCUGCUGCUCCAUUUCAUAGAGCAAUGGAAACAAACGCAUGCCGGCAAAGCUCCAGGCAACUACAAGGAAAAGACGGAGUUUCGUGAAUUCGUCCGCUCACAAGCACGCACGAAUACCCCCGAGGGCGGCGAGGAGAACUUUGACGAAGCUGUGGCGGCAGUGAUGAAAUCCAUUUCCCCCUUUGAGCUGCGCAGCUCAAUUCGUGAGAUCUUCGCGAUGGACCAGUGCCAGCAACUAAAACGCGACUCGCCUGAUUUCUGGAUUAUCGCCUCCGCUAUCCACAAAUUCUACAGUGAUAACAACGGCUUGCUCCCGCUACCAGGCACGUUGCCCGAUAUGAAAGCCCAAUCGGCAGACUACGUCUCGCUACAAAAUAUCUACAAGGCCAAAGCACGCCGCGACGUUGAUGAGGUAACCGCUACAGUUCGACAGCUAGAGACACAGCUAGGGCGUACCCCUCCGAUCCCCGAGCGCGAGAUUGAGGUGUUUUGCAAGAACGCAGCAGAUAUCAAGGUCGUGCGUGGCCGGCAUAUUCCCUCGCUCUCGGAGGAUUGCGACGCAGCAACGAUCAGAACAAUCAGAGGAGGAUUUGCCUCGGAUGACAGGCUGGUCGCGAUCUACAUCGCUUUCGAGAUCCUCGACGCGGUGGUGAGUGAAGUGCAAUCCAUAGCCGAGAUGCAAAACGGCGGAGGCCAACUCCGCUUGCCCAACAUUGAAGACGAGGAGCUCUGGAUGAAACACACAGAUCGCAUUCUGAAGGUUCUUGCUCGAGAGACGGGCACUGAUGUCCCCCCUGAGCAGAAGGAUAUACUGGAGGAUGCGAUAUGGGAACUCCGUCGGACCGAGGGCGGCGAGUUGCAUAAUAUCUCUGCGUUGACGGGAGGCCUGGUUGCGCAGGAGGCGUUGAAGGUCUUGACCCGGCAGUAUGUCCCGCUCGACAAUACUUGUGUCUUUGAUGGGGCGCGGAGUCAGAGUGCGAUGUACCGCUUGUGA